Calypte anna (Anna's hummingbird) is the source of this 6778-nucleotide messenger RNA. It is a transcript of the gene SSH1, whose product is annotated as slingshot protein phosphatase 1. The record is from RefSeq and is a predicted model, not a curated record. Gene Ontology annotation, biological process: protein dephosphorylation; negative regulation of actin filament polymerization; actin cytoskeleton organization. The transcript is spliced from 15 exons. The coding region runs from base 65 to 3298 and encodes 1077 amino acids. Gene Ontology annotation, cellular component: cytoplasm. Gene Ontology annotation, molecular function: protein tyrosine/serine/threonine phosphatase activity; actin binding. NCBI's taxonomy places the organism in Eukaryota, Metazoa, Chordata, Aves, Apodiformes, Trochilidae.
GCCGGGGCGGUGGAGGCGGCCGUGGUCCCGCAGCCUCCGCUCCGGACCGGGCCGGGCCGCCGCCAUGGCGCUGGUCACGCUGCAGCGUUCGCCGACCCCCAGCGCCGCCUCCUCCGCCAGCACCAGCGAGCUGGAGGUUGGCAGUGAUGAGGAACGUAAAUUAAAUGUGAGCCUGAGCGAGAGCUUUUUCAUGGUGAAGGGUGCAGCCCUUUUCUUACAGCAAGGCAACAGCUCCCAGGGCCAGCGAAGUCUCCAGCAUCCUCACAAACAUGCAGGUGAUUUGCCCCAGCACCUCCAGGUGAUGAUCAACCUCCUUCGUUGUGAGGACAGGAUCAAACUGGCUGUACGUUUGGAGAGCGUGUGGACAGAGCGGGUGCGGUACAUGGUGGUUGUGUACAGCAGUGGGAGGCAGGACACAGAGGAGAACAUCCUGCUGGGGGUGGAUUUCUCCAGCAAGGAGAGUAAAAGCUGCACUAUUGGGAUGGUUCUUCGGCUGUGGAGUGAUACUAAAAUCCAUCUUGAUGGUGAUGGAGGCUUCAGUGUGAGCACAGCUGGCAGGAUGCACAUCUUCAAGCCAGUGUCAGUGCAAGCCAUGUGGUCUGCUUUACAGAUCCUCCAUAAAGCCUGUGAAGUUGCAAGAAGGUACAACUACUUCCCUGGGGGGAUGGCCUUGGUCUGGGCCACCUACUACGAGAGCUGCAUCAGCUCAGACCAGAGCUGCAUCAAUGAGUGGAAUGCAAUGCAGGACCUGGAGUCCACCCGCCCCGACUCCCCAGCCCUCUUUGUUGACAAGCCAACUGAAAGGGAACGCACUGAACGGCUCAUUAAAGCCAAACUCCGGAGCAUCAUGAUGAGCAAAGACCUGGAAAAUGUGACUUCUAAGGAGAUACGAAACGAGCUGGAGAAGCACAUGAACUGCAACUUGAAGGAAUUCAAAGAAUUUAUAGACAAUGAAAUGCUGCUUAUCCUGGGUCAGAUGGACAAGCCUUCUCUGAUUUUUGAUCAUUUAUAUCUGGGCUCGGAGUGGAAUGCUUCCAACCUUGAGGAGCUGCAGGGCUCGGGCAUUGACUACAUUUUGAACGUGACCAGGGAAAUUGAUAACUUUUUCCCUGGUUUGUUUGCCUAUCACAACAUCCGGGUGUAUGAUGAGGAGACAACAGACCUGCUGGCUCACUGGAACGAAGCCUACAACUUCAUCAACAAGGCCAAGAAGAAUCACUCCAAGUGCCUGGUGCACUGCAAGAUGGGUGUCAGCCGCUCGGCCUCCACCGUCAUCGCCUACGCCAUGAAGGAGUUCGGGUGGUCCCUGGAGAAGGCCUACGGCUACGUGAAGCAGAAACGCAGCAUUGCCAGGCCUAACGCCGGCUUCAUGAGGCAGCUCCUGGAAUAUGAAGGGAUUCUGGAUGCCAGCAAGCAACGCCACAACAAGCUGUGGAAGCAGCAGGCAGAGAGCAACCUCCCCCAGAACACAGAUGGAACCACGGGCUCGGGCAGCUUCCUGCUGGAAAGCUUGGACAUUGACCUGGAAAACCGCCUGGCAGAGCUGGACAGGGCUUCCCAGGCAGCGUUUCUGGACAACCGCGCCGUCCCCACCGUCCCCGUGGGCUUUGGUUACUGCUUCCAGCGCCUGUCGGACACGCUGCUGGAGAACAAGAUCCCUGGGGACAGGGAGGGCUUUUUCCCCGUGGAAGAGCUGGAACGGGAUGCUCUCGGGGAGCAUGGUGCCUCACUGGUGAGACAACCUCCUCCUGCCGCUCCCCAGACAGCCAAAGGCCCCGAGACUGCGGAGCCACCGGCGGAGCUGAGCAGCUUCACUGAGAAGGAGGUGAAGAAGAAACUGGAGUUCAGCCCCAGGAAGGGCAGGAUGGUGCUGGAGCCUGGGGAGGAUGGUGUGCGGGAGGAACACCCGAUGGAGAAGUGGAAGAGGCGUUUGUCCACGCACAAGGAGGAGAGCAGGCUCAAUAGGGAGAACCUGAACAACAACAACAGCAAAAGGAGCUGCCCGGAGGAUUUUGAGCACGAUGCCGUGUUUGGGAUCCUCAGCAAGGUCAAACCUUCCUACCAGUCCUGCACUGACUGCAUGUACUCCUCCUCAGCCAGUUUGUCUCCUGACUCCUUCGGGGAGCAGUGUGAGAAGCUGAACCCCGGCACGGCGCGACGCCCCGCCACCAUCUGCACCCAACCAGCACUCCUCUCCCACAUCAACUCCAGCCUGGGGGACCACCUGCCCAGCAAGGUGCUCACAGAGGAAGCCAUCAGAACUAAAAAUAACGAGGCUCCCCUUCCUCUGCCAGCAGGAACUGGUGCUUUGGAGGUGGGAGCUUGCAAAUCUCUUGAUCGGCACUGCAGCGUUUUGGAGAAAGGAAAAGAUGCCCCCAAAACCCUGGCCAAAACUCUGCUGCCCAGGAGAAACUCACACUGUGAGAAGAGACUCCUUAACACAGAGGUGGUAAAAGAAGAGUCUCUAGCCAGAAAAGACAACAAACCUACCAAGGAUCUGAAGUACUUGUUGUUCAGCAAAGACUUGGAAAAGCCAAGUGCAAACAGUUACUUGAUGCAGCAUCAGGAGUCGCUCAUUCAGCUGCAGAAAGCGGGCUUGGUUAGGAAGCACACCAAGGAGCUGGAGAGGUUGAAAAGCCUGCCCUCAGACACCUCGGUGCUGCUCAGAGAGAACCCCCUGAGCAGGGUGGACUCAGGCAUUGUGGAGGAAAGUGAGGAUUUGAUUGCACACCACAGCCUGGUGCCUCUUCUGGGAGCAGCACCCUUGAUACCCCAGGAAGCAGAAAACACCGUGGAGAAGUUAGAGGUGAAGCGCGCCUUGGAGGGGAUCUCUCCAAAAACCUCCAUGCCCGUUGUCUGCCGCCUGGAACACACGAGCAGUUUCACCAAGGACUUCCUGAAAACCAUCUGCUACACCCCCUCCUCCUCCAGGAGCUCCAACUUGACCCGGAGCUCCAGCAGUGACAGCAUCCACAGCGUGCGGGGCAAGCCCGGCUUGGUGAAGCAGCGAACGCAGGAGAUCGAGACCCGGCUGCGGCUGGCGGGCUUGACUGUGUCUUCUCCUCUGAAAAGGUCCAAUUCCCUGGCCAAGCUGGGGUGUCUCGACUUGUCCUCUGAGGAUUUAUCAAGUGACAUGGACGUGUCAACCAUAACGGACUCCAAGGAGGCUGUUUCCAGCGAGUCUUCCGUGCUCUGCGAGCCGCAGCCCGCGCUGAGGAGCGCAGAGGUGGCCUCCAAACUGGCAGUGAAGUCACUGGUUGGAAACUUGAAGAACACACUUUGGAUGGGCAAAAGUUGAUGCCUUCUAGGGGGGGGGAAGUCGGGUGGAUUUGGGGGUUUUUAUGGCAUUGAUUCGUUGCACCAAUACAGUUUUAUCACCUGACCUGCAGUAGUUCAUCUGACGCCACCUCUGCAUCCCCUCCUUGUACUCUAAGUAAGGAGAAGAAACCCAUAAUGGGUCGUGGUGAAUGGCACAAGGGAAACCAAAAUGUAUUGCAUGGCUUAGAAGAGGACUUGGUGUGACUUUCCUGUUGUCCUGCAGGAUGCUAUCUCUAGUACUGUUUGCCAAGUAUAAUAAUGUGGGUUUGCGUGUGUGUAUAUAGAUAGAUAUUUGUCUCUAUUUAUCUAUCUAUAUAUAUAUAAAAUGCUGAAAUACUCUUUUUCAAAGACUCAAAAGAACUAGUCACAAUUUUCAUUACUUUUUUUUUACAGAACACACACAAGUCUCUGCUUAAAACAGGGCACAUGUGGAAAAAAUCCUUAAAAUGGUGACAUGACCACUACCUCUGUUCUCGCUGACUUUCAGUCUUGGUUUGUUGUUUGUUUGGGGUUGUUUGUUGUUGGGUUUUGGUUUUGUUUUUGGUUUUUUUACAAAAAAAAGGCUUUUCCCACAAUACUUAACUGUUGCUUGAAGGUUUUCCCUUGAUGUUAAGUGUAAAGACCUGGAGGAAGGUGGAGCCCGAGGUGUUGUGAGUGACCUCGGGGAGGCUGUUGAGCUGUGUCCGUGGUGCCUGUGACCUGCUGGUGUUCAUCCAUCCAUCCAUCCAUCCCUCCAUCCUCACAGGGUGACUUGGUGACUCUUCAUAGCCCUGUGUUUGUCCUCAAGUGACACCCAGGCCAUGUCACUGCCACCAGGUCCUGGGAGGAGGUGUCUUGUUCUCUUGGUGUUUGUGCUGUGGUUGUGGUUUGUGUUGUCCCUGUGCCAAUGAUGAGCCUGGCCAGGGAGUGACCUUAGUGAAGCUUUGUGUCAGGCUGUGUCAGUGUCGUGGAUCCUGUGCUGGGGACCUUGCUUCCCCAGCUGGUUGGUGGCACACUGCUGAGGAGGGAUGGCUCCUGGGGUCCCCAGAUCCCCCUGGGCAGAGGGUGAACCUGUGUCUUUCCUAAUCAUUGAUGUUGGGUUGAAUGGUUCCUGAGUCCUGGGUUUGCCAGGAGCUGGGGAGCUGCUGGCCAAGCCCAGGGGGUUAUUUACACUGGGUGACAGGAGGCUGGGUGGCCACAGAGCAGGGAGCUGGGGUGUACGUGUCCCAGCUCUUGCAGAGCUGUCACCAGGGGUGACAGAGGUGUAAAUCUUGCUCUCAGGGGGUGCAUCCCCCGGGGUGAGCAGUCUGACAGAAACACAGACUCAGUCCCAAGACAGAAGGAUGGUGACUGUGAGAUCUCCUCUGGGAGGGACACUGGUGUGACCCUUGGGGAGGACAGCAGGGCUGUGUGUCCUGCAGCAGCCAAGGAAGUGUGUCCCUUCCCACGCUGGAGGUUGGGCUCUCAGGGACUGCUCUCAGCUCCUCCUCUUGCUGUCCUGCUGUGGGAAGUGCUCAAAGCACAGCCCUUCACCCAUGUUGGAUGAAAUGCACGUUUUCUUCAAAACUUUGGGGCAGGCAGCCAGGCCAGGGACUGCUCUGGCUGAGAUGUGCUGGCCAAGAGCUUGAGAAGGGUGUAGGGGACCUGCUCCAAACCUUGGGGCUCCCUGAGUCCCAUCUGAGACCCUGCUGGCUGCUUGUGCCUUGGGGAGGUGUCUUCAAGCAGCUCUGGGGGCAAAACAGCCCUUGGGGAUCAGUGCUGGCAAAAAAAACCCAAAACUUUUGCUCAUUCAGUGAGCCUGAGCUCUCCCACAUUUUAGGUUCUCCAUCCAAAGCCAUUCCUACAAAUCCCCUCCUGGAGGUGGAGGGGAGAGAGCAGGGCUGCAGCAGUGCUGACCCUGAAUUAAUCCCAAACCUGCAGUCCUGAGAAAGGGAGCCAUGUGGUUUACUGCCCUAAACACCCAGAGUUUAUUCUUUUUUUUCUUCCUUAAGCAUCAGCCCCCACAUUUUUCUCUGAAGUGUGAGGAACUGUAGGGACUGGCAAUCAGUCAGUAAAUGUCCCUCCUUAAAAAGCCCAAAACUUGCUGUAGGUGUUCAGCACGAGGCAGGCCUCCUGCUUCACCCCUGAGAGCUGCUUGGAAGCAAAAGCUGCUGCCUGAGGGGACCUUGGAAAAAGUGCACAAGCUUUUUUUUGCUUUUUUUUUGGGUUGGGUCACGUUCAGAGCAGGACUUGAAAUGCUCCAUCCUUGGUGCAAGUCCAGAUCUGCAAUACAUUUCCUAUAUCAGAAAAAUUCCAUUAAGUGAUGCAAGCAAACAUGGAUAUUUCCUUCCUGCUUUCUUCAGUGCCUGCCAAGUUCUGCCAUGGUCAAGCCCCUGCUCUCCAUCAGCUGCUUUCCCCCCCCCAUCCCUCAGCUCUCUCUGGACCACCCCCCUGGGCUCAGGGCUCUGUUGUCACGACACUGUCGGGAUAGUGGUGUGGUUUAGUGGGGGUUGGUCUCAAAGCCAACGUUGUGCCAUUUCCAAGGUUUUUUUGUAGCCAAACCUCAGAUGCUUGCAGACUUCAUUAGCUGUGUUGCAUGAGAAGGUAGAUGUGUUUGUCCUCCCCCUUGUAUUGUAAUUGUUCUUUUACAAUUGAGUGCCUUAAUAAUAGUUUACAAAUACUGUGUAUUUAUGCUGAGCUGUUUGACUCUGCUGGUUGCUGUUCAUUUAUUUGAUCUUUUUUUUUUUUUUCUGGGGGGGGGGGUUUGGUGCUUUUGGUGUUCCUGGUGGCAGUGAGACCAUUACUUCUCCUGCACAUCACCCUCCUGGCCCCAGGGAGCUCAGUGCUGCCAACCCCUUCCCCUCUGCUCUCUGCAGAACCUAAGGGCUGUCCCGAGGCACUGGUGACAACUCUAAGGGCAUGGUCAUGGAAUUCAACAAGUUCUUCUACAACUGGGGAUGAGGCAUCUCCUGGUGUCCCCUUUAUCUCCACCUUGCUGCAAAAACAGGGGCAGGGGGUACCUGAGGGGUGUUUGGUCCCACUUUACUGGGUGUGAAUCCACACCCAGUCCUGUUCUGCCAGAAAAAAAACCACCCAAAAUGCACCAAACUAGCACCUUAUUUCCAGCCCAGGCAUUGCUGGGGUGUCCUAGCAGUAGCUCUGUCCUCCUGGGGGUCCUUUCCCUGCAGGUGGCCUUGGUUGUGUCCCUCUGUCCCCUGCUUUGGGGACACACAGCCCCAGAGAGGAGGAGUGGGUGAGUAAGGUGUAGCUGUUGCCCUGCAUCACUGUACUCCCUGAUAACAAUGAUCCUUUAAUUCCAUGGUGUUUCUUCGUUCUGGUUUUUGUAUUGAAAUCCACAGUAUCUUUUGUACUGUACGUGUGCAGUAGAGGAUGCAUUAUGCACUUUUUUUUUCUUUUUUUUUCUUUUUUACUUCUGUUUGUAAAAAUGUACUGUAUAUUUUAUGUGCUUCUGGUGAGAAAAAUAAACUUUUGUUUUGCCUUU